Messenger RNA from Hordeum vulgare subsp. vulgare (domesticated barley), 1784 nucleotides. RefSeq names its product G-type lectin S-receptor-like serine/threonine-protein kinase SD2-5. Gene Ontology annotation, biological process: protein phosphorylation. NCBI's taxonomy places the organism in Eukaryota, Viridiplantae, Streptophyta, Magnoliopsida, Poales, Poaceae. The record is from RefSeq and is a predicted model, not a curated record. Gene Ontology annotation, molecular function: ATP binding; protein kinase activity. The coding region runs from base 288 to 1646 and encodes 452 amino acids. The transcript has 3 exons.
AACGCCUCUGAUUGAUUACCUUUAGCCAGUCAGGGACGGAUGCGCGCGCGAGCUUACUCAUCUCCUUCCUCCUACUCCGGUCAGAGAGGCACCCAACACAACAGACCCCCUCUCCGGCCCUCUUACACCAGCCUUGCUAUAUCAGAGCGACGAUUUAUCCGGGCGGGUUGCACUUUAUCCUCCGUUUCCAACAAGAAGAAACGCUGGGCGCCGCACACCAAGAAGAUCGGGCAGAAGGAAGACAUCGGCUCAGCAGGAAGCAGCAAGAAGGCGUUGAGAGCUUGGGCAUGUCAGGCAUGUCAGCGGCUGUCACUGCAACUGUAUCGGCGGUCUGUGCGACCGUGGCGGUGGUCAUAACCAUGGCCGUGAUCAGGCGAUGCCGCCACGUGAGGAAGAAAAUGCACAAGAAGGUCGUGACCAAGAUCAUGGAGGAGAUCAGCAAAAGGAACCGUGACCGCCGAGCAGCCCCGGACGACGUGGUGAUCGAGAUCGGCCCCGUGGAGAAGUUCCUCCACGACAUCCUCAACGAGAAGCCGAUGCGGUUCAGCUCCCAGCAGCUGGCGUCCUUCACCGGGAACUACUCCACCGAGCUCGGCUCCGGCGGCUUCGGGGUGGUGUACAAGGGGGAGCUCCCCAACCGGCUGUCUGUGGCGGUGAAGCUGCUCAAGAUGUCCAUGAACAAGAAGGUGCAGGAAGGGUUCAUGGCCGAGAUCGGCACCAUCGGCCGGACCUACCACGUGCACCUCGUCAGGCUCUAUGGCUUUUGCUUCGACCCCGACACUAAGGCGCUCGUCUACGAGUACCUGGAGAACGGAUCGCUGGAGAAGUACCUCUAUCACGACGGCGACGACGGCGAGGAUAGGCGGGAGAGGCUCGAGUGGCGGACGCUACACAACAUAGCCGUCGGCACCGCCAAGGGGAUCCGGUACCUGCACGAGGAGUGCCAGCACAAGAUCGUGCACUAUGACAUCAAGCCGGCCAACAUCCUCCUCACGGCCGACUUCACGCCCAAGGUGGCCGACUUCGGGUUGGCCCGGCUGGGCGAGCGCGAGAACACGCACAUGUCGUCGCUGACGGGCGGCGGUCGAGGGACGCCGGGCUACGCGGCGCCGGAGCUGUGGAUGGCGCUGCCGACGACGGAGAAGUGCGACGUGUACAGCUUCGGGAUGGUGCUGUUCGAGAUCCUGGGGCGGCGCCGGAACUAUGACGCCCGGCUGGAGGACGAGAGCAGAGAGUGGUUCCCUAAGUGGGUCUGGGACAAGUACGAGCAAGGGAAUAUGGAGUGCAUCGUGUCCGCGGCGGCCGGCGUCGGGGAGGCGGACCGGGAGAGGGCGGAGACCAUGUGCAAGGUGGCGCUCUGGUGCGUGCAGUUCCAGCCGUCGGCGCGGCCGACAAUGAGCAGCGUGGUGCGGAUGCUGGAGGGGGAGAUGGCCAUCGUGCCGCCGGUGAACCCGUUCCAUUACGUGUCGGGCGGCGGCAGCUCCAGCGGCUGGGCGCUGUCGAGCGGCACCGGCACCGGCACAUUCACGAGCAGCAGCCGGGACACGGGGAGGGACAGCGAGGUCUCGACAGCAAGUGCUCCUACCCCUAAGCCGAGUGCUGCAAUGGUUAAAGGUGUCAGGUUCAGUGAUCCAGUGACGGCAUAGGGUAUGUACAUUUUGUUAUCACGCGUGGGGCUCCAUUCGAAGGCUUCCUCUGUUUUCAGUUUACAAGUAGGAAGCUGGCAUGAAAAGCGGUGUUAAAACAUGCGAUAUAUAUUGAACCGAUGACAAAUUUAGUUUAAA